Scatophagus argus is the source of this 3677-nucleotide messenger RNA. RefSeq names its product heparanase 2 (gene hpse2). Gene Ontology annotation, molecular function: hydrolase activity, acting on glycosyl bonds. Lineage: Eukaryota; Metazoa; Chordata; Actinopteri; Scatophagidae. The transcript has 12 exons. Gene Ontology annotation, cellular component: membrane; extracellular matrix. The coding region runs from base 73 to 1833 and encodes 586 amino acids. The record is from RefSeq and is a predicted model, not a curated record.
CAGUUUGUUAUCUUUUUCUCACCUUUAAGUCUCAUUACGCGCACUGAUCCUGCUGCGCUCCAAACCAAGAAGAUGCCCAAAUCCUCACCUUGUGUAUUCCCAUGUUCCUCCUUGUGGCUGGCAUCUUUGGCUACUUUGGUGGUACAGUCAGCACUCUCCUACUCUUCUUCUUCUUCCUCUUCUACUUAUCAGAGACCUGCUACCGGUGGGAAGCGACCGGGCUUCAUGGAGAGGACGCUGAUUCUCCUGGAUGUCAACACCCGCAGUCCGAUCAGAGUCCUCAACGACAACUUCCUUUCUUUGCAGCUGGACCCCUCGAUCAUCAAAGACGGUUGGCUUGACUUUCUGAGCUCCAGGCGGCUGGUGACCCUGGCCCGCGGCCUGUCGCCUGCCUUUUUGCGUUUCGGCGGAAAGAGGACCGACUUUCUGCAGUUCAACAACCAGAAGAACCUCGCAAAGUUCAGAGGGCCGGGACCGGACUACUACCUGAAGAACUACGAAGACGACAUAGUGCGCAGUGACAUUGCGCUGGACAAACAGAAGGGCUGCAAACUGGCCAACCAUCCCGACAUAAUGCUGGAGCUGCAGCGGGAGAAAGCUGCCUCCACACAGCUCGUCCUGCUGAAGGAGCAAGUGUCCAACAUCUACAGCAACAUUACGUUAACAGCCAGGUCUUUAGACAAACUGUACAACUUUGCCGACUGUGCUGGUUUGCACCUGAUCCUUGGACUCAACGCUCUGCACAGAAACCCGGACAACUCCUGGAACACCUCCUCCACCCUGAGCCUCCUGAAGUACGGUGCUGGCAAGAAGUACAACAUCUCCUGGGAAAUGGGCAGUGAGCCUAAUGCUUACCGCGGCAUGGUGGGUCGUGCGGUCAACAGCACCCAGUUAGCUCAGGACUACACCAAGCUGCGGACCCUGCUGCAGUCUGUGCGCUACUACCACCGAGCCCACCUCUACGGCCCCAAUGUAGGACGACCCCGGAAGAACGCCAUUCCACUGCUGGAUGGGUUCAUGAAGAAUGCUGGCUCUGUUGUAGAUGCAGUUACGUGGCAACAUUACUACAUGGAUGGCAGAGUGAAAAAAGUGGAGGACUUCUUGAAAACUCGUCUGUUGGAUACACUCACGGAGCAGAUCACUAAAGUCACCAAGGUUGUGAACACACAUACUCCUGGUAAGAAGGUGUGGCUGGGUGGACUGGGGCCGGCAUGGGCAGGAGGCAUCAGUAAUCUCUCUGACACAUACGCUGCCGGCUUUCUGUGGGUGAACACGCUGGGUAUGGCUGCUCUGCAGGGGAUUGAUGUUGUCCUCCGUCACUCAUUCUUUGACUAUGGAUACACACACCUUGUGGACCAGCACUUUAACCCUUUACCUGAUUACUGGUUCUCUCUGAUCUUCAAGCGUUUAGUUGGUCCAAGGGUUUUGGCUGUGCGGGUGGCUGGACUGCAGAGGAAGCCGCAACCAGGACGGGUCAUACGAGAUAAGCUACGAAUCUACGCCCAUUGUACCAGCUACUACAAUCAUAACUAUGUGAGAGGGUCCAUAACAAUCUACAUCAUCAACCUGCAUCGGUCACGAAAGAAAAUCAAGUUGGCGGGGACGUUACGGAACAACACCGUUCAUCAGUACCUGCUGCAACCCUACGGGACUGACGGACUCAGAGCCAAACAUGUCCAGCUGAACGGGGAGAGGCUGCUCAUGGUGGACAAUGAGACAUUCCCAGAGUUAAAGCCUAAGACACUGAGGGCUGGACGGACAAUAGCCAUGCCUCCCAUGACCAUAGGCUUUUAUGUCAUCAAAAAUAUUAACGCGUACGCCUGUCGAAGAUAACAUUGACUUUUCAUCCGUGAGGAUAGAAGUCAUGCUCAGAAGUCUACCAAACCACCAACCCACCGUCAGCUUCGCCCAGAGCUUUAAAAAAACACAGUAUGGCUUUUCAUAUUUUCACGUUUCUGGGGAAAACACAGGGAGAUCAUAUCACCGCUUUGUGAUGAUUUUUGUCACUUCAGCAGAGUGGACACUUGGCUUGAAUGCAGUUCAGUCGUCUGGUUUAACAGCAGCCUCCUCUACCAUCGUUUCAGUGGCAACAGUUAAACCACUCGACUGAAUUACACAGAAAGUCUUUGCUCUCUCUCACACAUUCAUUCUUUGUUCUGUGGUCCAACAAAGAAACACUUGCCCAAGACACGUCAAAAGGGCUGCACUGAACACUUUUCAGUUCUUCUUCUCCAGGAAUUCCUCAUAUGCUACAAAACUUGUAUGGACAGUGAUUGUUUUGUGUCAGUUUAUGUUUUUUUUAUAUAUACUUACAAAAAUGUCCUCAUUCUUUGACUCUUUGACUUGAUUAAGCUAUAUUUUCUUCUCUUGGAUUGUCAGGCUGAGGGUUUGUCAUCUCUCCGGCUGCCGGGAGAGCUCCCUUUUAUUUCAGUCUUUUCUCUUUUUCUGUUUUUUUAUCUUUCACCAACAGAUUGAUAAAAAAAAAAAAGUGAGAGAAAACUCUGAGCAGACAGUGUUUCUGAAGCACAUUCAAGUUAGCUUCAGUUUGAUCCUGUCCACAAAGAGAAAACGCUGUGGUGUGUGCAAGGUCGUGCCUGGACUAACCACGUGGUGUGUGUGUGUGUGUGUGUGUGUGUUUUAUUGACAAAGCUACUGAUGUGUCUGUCAAGUCUGUUUGAUGUGCCUCUGAGAGUUUCUUCCCUGGUCAUACCAAGUAGCUCAAAGGGAAAAUCUGUUUCUUUUAAAAGCUGUUUUUGUGUUGUUUUGUGUACCAUCAGCUUAUCUGCUGCGGGUUUUAAUCAGUUCAGCCGCCGGGUACGAUAGCCAGAGUGUGUUGCUGGUGCUAUUUUGCAGCAAUGCAUAGCUCAAAAACAAUGUGAACAUAUCCAUAACAUCUUUUCUCACAUGGCCUGCAUCCACACAAAAUCUGGGUUUUUACCUUAGAUUCAAAAAAUCUACAACACCAGUUUUUCGGGUGUAUUUGAACCUGUCUCACUAUCUUCAGUGUGAGCUCACAUUUUAUAAUCUUCUUAUGCUGCUGGGGUUUUUUUGUACUAAAUACACAUGAUAUAUUUUACAUAAUUUUGUACAGAUUUACUGUCACAUAUUAUCAGGUAAUGUACAUAAAAAAAAGAGUCAUGAAAAUAAGAUUUGAUUUAAGCUUGAUAUGUCUACUAAAUAUACAUCUAAUUUAUAUAAUUAAUACUUUGUUUUGUUUUUAUAUUUCUAUAAUAAAAGAUUCAGUUAUGUUACUGGUACUAGUGUCCCAGCUCGAAAGAAAAAUCAAAAAUUAUUUUAAGAAUGUAUUCAUUGCGUAACAGGGAGACCGACUGACUGUGUUAAGAUGCGACACAAAGAAUUACCUUAAGAUGGUUUAUGUGUCACAAACUAUAAUAUCUUUUAGUUUUAUAUCUCGAUAUUUUCACCAUCUUAUUUAAAGAUGGACUUGCUAUCCCCUAGACUAAAACCACAGAGUGCGUGAGCCUUGACUUGAAUAAGAAUGAUAAAAUUUCUAGACUCUUGACACGGUGAAAGAUAAGGUCCAGUACCUGAGCAUAUGACUUACAAAGAAUAUUCGUCCUCUGAAUGUGUUUAUAGCUGAUGUAGAGAUGUUCAUAUUUCUUUUGGAGAGCAAUAUUUUAAUAAGUAAAGUGUGCCUAUAUAUUAUUUUUUGUUUU